GUCACACCCCUGAUGCGGAAGCGGAUGUUAGUUCGUUCUUCGCCUAAAAGCCAUUUUCGAUUUCAAACUUGCGUUUUGUGAGCAGCCGCUUACUGAUUCGUGUUCCAAACAGAGAAAAUCAUGAAUUUGGAGCGUGUUUCCAACGAGGAGAAACUGAAUCUUUGCCGAAAAUAUUAUUUGGGUGGCUUUGCCUUCCUCCCUUUCCUGUGGCUGGUGAACGUUGUGUGGUUUUUUAAAGAGGCCUUUGUCAAACCCGCCUACACAGAGCAACCACAGAUCAAAAUCUAUGUGAAGCGGUCGGCGCUGGGGUUAAUUCUGUGGGUGGCCGUGCUCACGACGUGGAUCACCAUCUUCCAGCAUUACCGAGCAGAUUGGGGCGAAGUGGCUGAUUAUCUCUCCUUCACCAUUCCUCUCGGAACACCAUAAAGAGACUUUCCUUACUUCCCUGUUAUUUCCUCUGGAAGGCUUGAGGAUAUUUUUAAAUUUCUUAAACAGUGUGAUAAACAUGUCAUAUUAUUUUUGACUUGUUGUGAAAGUGAAAGAAUGAAACACAUCAGAACGAAAGCGACUCUGAGCAACGUGAUAAGAAAUGAGUGAGACAACCAACUUACACACGUACAUAUUCACACACACGCCUCAUUUACAUAAUCUUAUAAUCUCAUAAUCCCAACAACAUGACUGACAUUCCAGACUUUCUAAUAUCCACAAAUGAAUCCGCUCUGAUGUGUAACUCAUAACUGGCGCCUAUUAUGAAAUCCGAUCUCACGUUCGGGCAAAUUCUAAGCCCACUUCCAGCCGGGAUCUCGCUCGAGGCUGUUUUUAAUAGCUUCUAGUCAGACUGUUGAUGGCAGACGAGCUAUGUUUCCCACCAUCAGUACUUGGCAUCUUUACAAUAAAAAAAAAAGAUUGAUGAGUUCUGCAGUCAGGCAUCCGAACGAUGUUUUUUCCAAAAUGACCAGCAAGUAAUCAUUACGUGACAGAUCAUAGUGUUCGUGUUCAUGAAUAGAGUCAGGGCAGUUUAUAUUUGGUUGGUUGAUGUUGAGAGUAUGAUGUGAUAAUGCCAACGCGUUUCCUUUCGUUCCUUUCUCAGAACGCUGACCAACAACUGAUUCUGUUCUUUGUACCAUUUUUUUUUUUUUUGGCCAUACCUGUAAAAGCAUUAAUCUUAAUUAAAAUUGACUUCUUGUGUUUGAUUUUCUGACAAUAGAGCUGUGAACUUAUGAGACUGGAAUAAAUUCUCUUCUAACCUAGCAAAAAUACAGUCACAUUGGCAAUAUUAUUAUAACCUUGAUGGUCCUCUAAGCAUUACAGGUAGUUCAUAUAUACUUCCAAAUGUCAUGAGUGUACUGUUUCCAGAUCUCUUUACAUCGUAUGGGUUUUCUGGCCCAGGAAGUUGUCCUUACUUUAGAUAACCGUUCCAGUACUUGCAUAACUAUAACCAAGUAGUGGAACAUUACUAGAAAUCCGUGCUCUGUCAGGAAUCUUGGGUGGUUUCACGUAUCACGGAAGACCUAAAGAGGUACAACAUAUGGGGACUUUUUCUAGUCACGUGUACUUGUGAAACAGCCUCACUGAGUUGUUACCAAGGCUUUUAACUUAUUUAUAGACAGAGCUGCUAAGUCCAGAAAGUCAAAGUGGCCUGUUGUCACUCUCCACAGUUGUGUAGUCAACUCUGGUACCAACAAAUUCCUUCUGAACAACCUAGAACGUUCAUUACCAGAUUUGGUGUUCUCCUAGGAUCAUUUUCCCCUCGUGUAGGAUUGUUCAAUUUAUUAUUUUUUCAUUACCUACUUAAUCAUGAUGAUCAGCUCUUAAGAAUGACAUCAGCAUAAUAGACGCCCAUCUGUUGCUAUUGUUCACCACCCAAAUAAAAUGACGAUGCUGUGUUAUAAGUGAUGGUUUGUUUCCAGUGGGACGGUUGUGAUGGGUGACUAACUAGGCCAGUAAAUUCCUACGUGUUAUAAAACAACAUGUAUGAAUUCUUAAAUGUAAUGCUUCUCAAGGUGUUGAUGUUUUUUUCUUUAAAAAUAGCUCUGAUUUCCCCCCUUAUUUAAAACCCCACUUAUAUGUUAAUCACUAUCUGGUGACACUUUCCACUUAAUUGGUAACAUGACAAACAGCAUCAUUUUGUCUAAUUCAUUUCAGGACAAAAAUAAAGACAGGCUGGUGAGGGAAAUACUUUUUACAGCUGCUAUAAUCUGUAGCAUAAAACAAAUACACUACCUGGCACAUGCUAAUAUCUCAUAAUCGACCACCUUAAGCUCAAGGUUAUGCCUGUGCCAUCAAGGAAGAAAAACUCAUGUCACAUAGAUGUGAUAACCUGGUAAUUCAGGUCAUCAGCUGACUUCAUUUUAUUGGCACAUAACGUUGCUGAACCAGAUCAUAACACUGCGUCCAGAGGCAUUUAGAGUGGCCAUAAUGCAGGAGGGGUGCAUCGCUUUGGGCGCACCCCAUAUUGUGUGUAUGGAAAUGCUCUUACUUUCACUAUUAAACAUAGCUGGUUUAUUCUGUUGAUUUUUUUUACAGUGCAACUUCACUAAGCAUUUAAGUUAUCUCUGAACUAUGACACUCAUUCAUAAUUUUAUUCCGGCAACAUUUCUCCUGUGAAGGUUACAGCUCAGCCUAUCCUUCCAGGUGUUAAUAAUGUCUUAACCCAAUUCUAGGGAUUUCAGUUUCUCCCAUCGCGUGAUGCAGGUCAAUAAUUUGACCAUUCUGAAAUGGCGACUUUUUUUUAUGGUGACUAAAAAGCAUAAUAUAUUGUAUAUAUAUUCCAUAUAAUAACCUCAACAUUGUAAUUGUUAGCAAAAUUGUAUUGAGAAUAAAAUUCUUUAAAGCA
Molecule: messenger RNA, 2836 nt
Organism: Clarias gariepinus (North African catfish)
Lineage: Eukaryota; Metazoa; Chordata; Actinopteri; Siluriformes; Clariidae
Gene: psenen
Product: presenilin enhancer, gamma-secretase subunit
Exons: 4
Coding region: 121-426 (101 amino acids)
Biological process (GO): Notch receptor processing
Cellular component (GO): gamma-secretase complex
Source: RefSeq, a predicted model, not a curated record